Molecule: messenger RNA, 9369 nt
Organism: Hypomesus transpacificus
Lineage: Eukaryota; Metazoa; Chordata; Actinopteri; Osmeriformes; Osmeridae
Gene: zbtb4
Product: zinc finger and BTB domain containing 4
Exons: 2
Coding region: 724-6072 (1782 amino acids)
Biological process (GO): regulation of DNA-templated transcription
Molecular function (GO): RNA polymerase II cis-regulatory region sequence-specific DNA binding; DNA-binding transcription factor activity, RNA polymerase II-specific
Source: RefSeq, a predicted model, not a curated record
CCCAUUCCUUGUUCACUCAGACAGCCAGCCUAUUUUUAAGUUAGCACGGCCAGUGAAUGCCAGUCAACACUCUAUUCCUGUGGAAUCUCGAUGAAAUCUGGAAACGCCUUCCAAUUAGGCAACGGGAAUGUCGCGUCAAUGCUGAGAUGGAUCCCCGGGACGCCGCUGAAAAAAGGACUCGGCCGCCGUGGCUGGGACUGAAAUCUAAACCAGCGGCGCUGCAAAUUCCUCCUACCCCUCUUUUUUCUCUCCCUCUCUCUCCCUUGUCGCCAUUCCUGACUCACACUUGAAGUCUCGAGGCUUUAGAGAUCAGCCUUUCCUUAUUGUUUUUCCGACGUGCUUUCCCUUUCAAAAGCGGUUUUGUUUGCGCGAUGACAGGUUUCGGGGGCUGGUCAUGGUGUCCAGGGUGGUGCACUGGGACCCUCUCCACGCGGGCCUCCUCCUGUCACGCCUGAGUGAGCAGCACCUGGCUGCCGGGGCCUCCCCCACCCCGCAACACGUUCCACACUUCCACCAGCCGCUGCAUCAGUCCUCUUCCCCGCCAGCGGCUAACGCAACCGAUCGAUUCCCUUCUCUCUGGGCCGCCCACGUCUGGACUGACCCCACCAUCGCCGCCUGUGCCCCUCUUGAGUUCCUGGCACGCCAGCCUGCCUACGAUUACCACAACCCCAUAGGUCACUGUCGGAGGCGGAGACCUGCCUGUCUAACUGGGGGCUAGAGGAGAUGAAGGGCAAGAGCAGACAGGGAGGCUGGGGGGGAGAGGCCAUGACCAUGGAGGGGCUGGAGGACGCGGCCGAUGGGCCCAAGAACGCCAAGAUCACCCUCAGCUUCCCGCUCAGCGCCGCCCUGCCCGCCGCGCUCACUGUUCAGAACCACUGUCGGGCCGCCCCCGCCUCCCCUUCCCCCCGCCGCCGCCCUUCCUCCGCCAUGGCAGCCUCCAAGGCCUCGGACGAGGGCUCACUGUGGAAGCUAGACGCCACCACCGACGUGAAGCACCGGCCCUUUAAGCCGCCGCGGCACGACCAAUCUCCGUCCUCUUCCUCCUCCUCAUCACCCUCCUCUUCCUCGUCUCCCGUAGAUCUUACGGCACUGGUGAGGAAGGACAUCAAAUCUCCUCCACCGCUAAAAUGUUCCAAAGUCCAGAGUCCAGACUCUCAGUUCCACCGAUUUCCCGCGCGGCCCACUAACGGCUCUACUGGGGGCUACCUGGGGGACGGGAGGGGGGAGAGACACAGACUAGCCAAUGGCCCCGCCUCCCCUUCUGAGACUGCCAAGAUCCUGUUCAAUCUGAGCACUGUGCCCUAUCAGGGCCACAGGGGCGGAGACACAGAGAGGAAGGAUAGAGCCAGCUUACCGGGUAAACAAGGAGGGAGGGUGGGAGUCAGCCCCCAUGGACACAGCCUCCACCCGCCUCCCCUCCACCUCCCUCCUCCUCUACCCUCUCUCCCAACCGAAGCCCUUACCCCUCCCCACCACCCGGUCUCCUUCUCCUCCUCCCCCCCGGGUGGCCAGAAGCCAGAGCUGAUCUGCGGGGUGUGCCACCGCCUUUUCAGCUCCGCCUCCUCCCUGACGGUGCAUAUGCGGCUGCACCGCGGGGGACGCGCCCUCAGCUGCCGCCACUGUGGCAAAGCCUUCAUCCAUAACAAGAGACUGCAGUCCCACGAGGCCUCCUGUCGCCAGCCUCUGCCCCAGGCCGCCGCCCUCCCCCCCAGCCUGUCCCCCAGCCGGCCCCCCCUUCCCAUCCAGCCCAAAGAGGAGCCCUUGGAGGAGGGGGAGGUGAGGAUCGAGGGCGGCGUAGUCGUGGGGGCGGAGGGAGUGGAGAGCAGCGGCAAAGCACAGCUGGCCGAGAAAAAGGCUUGCGGUCUCCUGGUGGAUCAGGAGGCCGACGCAGAGUCAGGGGAGCUGCUUGUAGGAGACGAUAACCACCAUUUUGUGAAGGUGGUGGACGGCCACAUCAUCUACUUCUGCAGGGUGUGCGAGCGCUCGUACAUGACCCUGUCCAGCCUCAAGCGCCACUCCAACGUCCACUCGUGGCGCCGCAAGUACCCGUGUCACUUCUGCGACAAGGUGUUCGCCCUGGCAGAAUACCGGACCAAGCACGAGGUGUGGCACACAGGGGAGCGCCGCUACCAGUGCAUCUUCUGCUGGGACGCCUUCGCCACCUACUACAACCUCAAGACCCACCAGAAGGCCAUCCACGGCAUCAGCCCGGGUCUCAUCUCCAGCGAGAAGACGGCCAACGGCGGCUACAAGCAGAAAGUCAACGCGCUCAAGCUCUACCGCCUGCUACCCAUGCGCUCCCAGAAGAGACCCUACAAAACCUACAGUGACACGCUCCCCGAUGGGCUCCUCCUCUCCUCCGGAGACCCCCUGCCCCUCCCCCUCUCCCUGGACUGCGCCCGGCCCAACUCCCUGGGCCUUACUGGCGGCAUACACCCAAAAACCGUCAAGCCUGACCCGGACACUUUCCCCGACGGCUUCCCCGUCUCGAUAAGCUUGGAGCGGGGUGAGAUCUCCACACGUGCCCCCUUCCCUCAGACAGACGUGAAGAGGUGUGAUAGAGAGGCGUCAGAUCCGGAGAGAGCUAGCAGCAGUGGCGCCUCCAAAAUGGCCGCAAGCAGCAAGUCCAAAACACCCAAGGGUGGCCGCAGUACAGAACUGACCGGGUCCUCUGUCAUAACGUACGGACACUCUAAACCCUCCGUCAUAGUGCACGGCACUACCGUGUCGUCCUCCGUCAUAGUCCAUAGCAACCAGGUCGCCAAAAGCCCUCUGGGUAGCCCCUCCCCUGAAGCAAACGCUAGUCAGAUCCUUCCCAAGGCUGGGCCGAGGCCAAACAGAAACCACAGGGAGAGUACCGACAGCCACAGGAAGAGGUCCCGGGACAGUUCAGACACAGCAGAGGAAGGCUCCGGGAAGAGCCGACAGGAAGCAGAAAAUGGCCGGUCCCAUCACAAAUCGCGCAAGUCCCACAGCAGGAGCGACAGCUCCGCCUCCAGGCGCUCCUCCUCUCCUGGGGAGGCGUGCGGCCAGAGGGGGGCGGGGCCGCUGUGCCAGAUCACAGUGCGGAUCGGCGAGGAGGCCAUCGUCAAGCGCAGCAUCUCCGAGACAGACCUCCGGCGAGACAAGAGCCCCCACCCUCCCAAAACCAAACGGACCGAGCCGUCGCCGCAAGACGCCAAGGAGCCUCGUCAUUCUCACCACCACCACCACCACAAGCACCGCGGUCACCGCAGCUCCGGCCUUGGGGCCGAAGCAGAGAAAGACGUAGGAGGGGAGGCGGAGCCCAGGAGGAAGAGUCCCAAACCUCUGGGGAAGGUCAGGGAAUACUACUUCCGUCAGGAAGUGCGUGAACAGGAGGAAAGCGAUGACGAUGGGGAGGACAAUCUGUGGAGGCCCUACUACGCUUACAAGCCCAAGAGGAAGGGCCAAGUUCCUGUCCAGAAGACCAGGAGCUGGCAACGCAAGCUGCACCACAAGCGCUCCCUUCGCCUGAUGAGGAGGGCCGAGAGACUCAUGACCCAUGUCAACAAGGAGGCGGAGAGACCGGACGAAGAGGAGGAGGCGGAGGAGGACGAGGAGGAGGAAGUUGCAGGGGAAGAAAGAAAGGCAGAAGUGGGGAAGGAGGAGGAAAUGGAGGAAGAGGAUGGGGAGGUGAAGGGGGACGAGGGCAAGUCGGAAGACCACAUGCUUGAUGAGGACAGAAAAACAACAGACUCGUCCUCAGUUCCCACCAAGGAGAAGGACAAACAGUCGGCUGGUGCGGAAACGGGCGGCGAUCGUGCCACACUCGACGAACACCUUCUUCCUUCUCCUCCCAGUAUCCCCCUGUCUACCUCAGCCUCUCCGGUGGGAAUAAAACGGCGGCCCUGGUCCAAUGACAACGCCUCGGAAUGCGGUACUUGCGGUUGCUGGUUCUCCAGUCCGAGGAAACGGGACAAACAUGAACUGAGCCACCUGUUGGAGUUUGUUUGCCUGCACUGCCGGGCUCCCUUCCCCUCAAGAGAUAAACUGGAAGACCACCAGAAGACCCAGCACCCCAAAGCCUCAGAGCCCCAAUCCCUGCCGCCCAAAGUGGGUUGCGAGGAAACGGAGCCCGAGAAAGAGAGAGGUCAGGAGCAGAGAGAGAGUAGGGCGCUAGCAAAGAGCACGUCCAGUCCCGGUCGCCUGAGCCGGAGAGCGUUAGCGAGACACACCUGCCCCCAGUGUCACAAGGUGUGUAAAACGUCGUCGGCGUUGACUCGCCACGUUCGACGUCACGAGUUAAGCAGCUCUCCUGAGAGAGAAGAGACACAGCCAGAGCCAAACACAGCAGAGACAGCAGUUAGCCCUGUAAGCAAAGAGCCAGAUAGGGGUGCUGACCAGGUUCCCAUGGCCCAGUCUAUCCCAGUUAUCAGCUACUCUACACCCGACCCACCCAGCAUCAGUAGAGAGUGCUUAGAGCCCAAGGGGAAUGAGAGCGAGACUUGCGAGGUCAAAGCAGAACACCAAACCGUCAUCAAUCAGAUUCCACCAUGCGACAACUCAGAAGUCAAAGAACUCAGUGCCCCUGUCCUCGAGAGGGGGCCAAGUCCACACAUUAUAAAGCCUUCCCCCGACAGUCCAGCCAAACUUCCCUACCUUCCCACCCUUACCCCUUGCCGGCCCAAAUUAUUCCCCCCUGCUGCACCCCCAACCCUCCAGGGGGUUCUGGUCAUGAGUGGAUCCGAAUGUCUGGAUUUCCGGACCCCCAAGAAGAGGAACCUAGACGGACAGCUUAACAGGAUACCCAGCCCGGCAGGCCACACAGGGCACGUGAACGCCCCUCCAAACACGCCCAUGACCUGUCAGGCCCAAAUCAAGAGCGCCGCCCCGAAUGUUCCCAUGGCGACAGCUCCCAGCGUAGUCGUCAGCUGCGUGAAGCGGGAAGUCAUCGCAGAGAGGGAGAAGCCAGGGAAGCACGUUUUCCUUCCGGCCAGUUACGAGGGCUCGUCCUCAUUGGCUCAGGAUCUUAGGGUCAUGCCCCCGUCGAGGAGCCCCUCCCCUAGUGAAGCACAAGACCUCACCAUGUCCUCCAUGCUAGCUAGAGAGUGGGAGAGAAAGAGGGAGCUGGAAUUAGAGCGGGACAGGCAGAUGCAAAGAGAGAGAGAAAGGGAGAUGGAACGGGAAAGUCACAGGGAGAGGGAAAAGGAAAGGGAGAGGCAGAGGGAGAGGCACAGAGAGAUGGAGAGGGAAAUGGAGAGAGAGAAGGUUCAGCACACUAGGGGGUUGUGCCAUCCUCCCCUGGAGCAGACCAGAGACCCGGAAGUGACCCUCCUCGUACCCAAAGAGGAGCCGAUCAGCCCUGCUCCGUCCCCACAACGCAUCGCCACUCAAACCACUAGUAACAGCCCCCUCGCACAGAGACGACCCCCCAAGUCCCCUCGCCGCUCCCCCACUGCCAUGGAUCUGUUGGUCCAGGUCAACCGCCAGGCCCAGGCCGCCAAGGCUGCCCAGGCUUCGCACGCAACCCGGGGACCCGACAGGCUCCAACUUCCCACGGGGACAUCCGGCUCCAGCGACCGACCCUCGGCCCAUGCCUUGCUCCUCCCCCGUGCACCACUCCCCGAGCCUGUGAGCAACCCCAGGGACACCCACCGCCGAGAGGCCGAGGCGGGGGGCUACCCCGCCCAGGAGUUACCCUUGCCCCUCAUCGUUCCAGGAGGUUACCGCUCGGGGAAGAAACAGGAGGAGAACCUCCUGGUGUCCUACCCCACGGGGUCCUUUCCCUUUGGCCCGCUGGGGAAAAUGGUUCCCAAUGGGGAUCUGGCCAAGCUGCCCUUCUACCCCGACCCCUAUCACCUCCUGUAUGGGCCCCAGCUGCUGGCAUACCCCUAUAACCUGGCCGCCCUGCCCAUGGCCCUGAACAUGAUGGCUCCUGGGGCGGACAAGGUGGAGCCCCUGCCCUUCCUCCCAGCCCUCUUUAACUAUGCCGCAGCUGCAGGCCCUUACAUGGGCGCGGUACCCCAUCCCCUGGUAGCCAACCCCAAUCUGUAUAACAGUAAUGGUGGUGGCAGCAAGAAGCAGCGAGACAGCAGCAACGGCAAGCCGUAGCGAUACAGGAAAAGACAGGAAUAUUUCAAAAUGGAGGAUCUAGGGGCUUGUGAUGGAGGACAGGAUAGCGAGAGCCGCUUCUUGGGGUUACUGGGUACCCUUGUACUGUCUCCGCUGCCUCUCUGUUUGUGAUGUAGCAAUCAGAACUCGGCGCCGAACUAGGAGGGAGGGGGGGGGAGAGCGGGAGGAGAGGAAACGGAGGAAUUGGGCAAGGGAAAAGAGGAGUGAAGAUACCAGACAGAUACCUACAGUAUACAGACAGAUACACAGCGACUUAGCAAUCGCCCUCUCGCUUCCAGUUCACCCCUCUCUUCCGUUCUCCCGUCUUUUCUGUGUUGUAGUUCUAGAGCUUGAUUAAUUGUCCUCUCUCUCUCUCACUCGUUAUGGUAAUAUGUAUAAUCUAAGAAUAAUAACUGCUAACAGGGUGUAUGUUUUUUUGUUUUGUUUUGCUAAAACCUUCUCAGUCUGCUUCCCUUUAUAUCGGGCACAUAAUGAGGACGUCAUCUCUGCAGGAACGAUGUUGUGUUCUAAUCUAGACAGCGAAAGGGAACCCGAAUGAAAAGUCCUCGCAUGACACAGUCAGAGUUUGAGCAUUAACCAACAAUGCGUGUGUUGUGUGCAUGCGUGCGGGAGGGAGACUGCUUGUGCAAACAAAUGCACUCAAGCUGUCUGUGAGAGGAAAACGUAAGCCUUUACGUGAACAGUUAGCUUGUCUGUUCGUGGACCAUAUAUUUGGUCUGUAUGUGAGUCCCUUCAUACUCGCACCACACGUGUGUGCAUCAAAAGCCGCCGGAUGUAAAGGCAAUGAUCAUUCCGUUUGGUUCGGAGGCGAAAAGCAGCAUUCCUACAACACAUGGUCUAGCCGUUGUAGGGCAGUGCAUAUAAGUGCAAUAGAAGUGAUUCUUCCGGAUCCAAACCACCAAGUUGAUGGUUUGAGUAGAGUUUUUACAUGUGACACUUGACAGAUCCAGUGAGUGUGUAAUAUCGGAAACGAACCCCAAACUUUGCCGUUCAGUGUGACAUGCUGUCACAGUUUGCCCAAGGCCCAUCAUGUAUCACGUUAGUUUUCACCUUAGCAGCAUGUGCACACACGAGCUAGAAAGGCUUCUAAGGAUGGCGGAAGCUUGACCCACUUGUAGCUGAUUUGGACAUGUAGCUGGCCACUGGGCAAGAAUAGUAGGCUAGUAUAGAGACCAUUGCACUUCCAGUCCUCCAUGUACUCAUCUCAUUUCUUCCGAGGAUAUAAAAAAGAAGAACAGAAUAAAGUCAGAGAACCUUCAUCUUCAGUGGCCUUUUCCUCUCCCUGGCUCCCCCUGGUGUGCACCAAAGACACACUCUUCUAAGCCAGGUUGAAGAGAGUGAGAGUGAGGAAGGGAAACAGUAAAUGGAUUCAGGGUAGGGUCAUUUCUGUGAUAUUUGUAGAGGGAGAGAGGGGAAGCCAUAGUUAGGUCAUCGCCUGCCCUCCAUGGGGCCUCCUAGAUAGACUGAAAAUGGCAGCUCUCCUCUUACUGAGAGGACAGGAAGACGCGAAUAUCAGGACGCCGAGGAGGGCUUGGAGGUUUGCGUCCAGGCUCUCCUCUCUUUAUUCCUCUCUGAACAGAGAAGUGGGGAACGGUGUCUCUCCCUCUCAGCUGGGGAGUAAGACAGGGCGUAGCAGCCAGUCAUGGUGGUGUCUGAGAUCCCCAAAAUGUCCAGGACUUUUGUUUUGUCUCUCUGUACAUUUGUUUCUUUACUUUUUUUUGGUUACACUGUUUUUUGUUUUGAUUAUAUUACACUUCCCCCCCUUUUUGCAAGAUGGACGUGGCCUCAGCAAAAGGGAGGGUGUUGAGUACUCUUAAAUAUGAAUGUAAUUGUAGUCAUGAGGUUAAUGAAGUACAAACUGCAUUAAAGGUAGACGGAUUUCUGUUUUUUCCGACUUGAAAAAUAACCAGUUAAGUAACCGUUAUGAAGUCUGAUAUGCAUAUAUACAGUAGUCCUAGGAACAUGUCAAUAAACUUGGGUUCUGUAUCCACAAAGCAUGAGCAAAACACGCUUCCUAACAGUCUAUAUCCUCUGGUGUCAACAAACUCUCACUUUGUCCGCACAAUGUCGGUUUCUCUUUCCUUUCUGCUUUUUUUCUCUCUUCAUUUUCUUCUCCUCUAUCUCGAUCCUCCACGUCUCUUUUGCUUCAUUUGUUCUGGGGUCUGGCAUAGAACCCCCCCCCCCUUCAAAAAGAGCAGUUGUCACCUUUAUUUCUCACAGUCACUAUGGGAGCUGUCCAGUUACUCCCCCCUCCAAACUCUCAAACUCACACACACACUUUACACUGCCUCUUUGAAGUGUGAAUGUGUGUGUGAACCCCAACACUGUUCGUUUCAGGCAGGAGAGCAAGAAAUACCACAGCGUGACCAACCACAGGGGCUCAUAGGCCUCUCCUUCGAUGUAGUUGCGAGCCGUGUGUGUGUGUGUAUGUGUGUGUGCAUGCGUGCAGGUGUAUGUAUGUGUGGGUUUGUGUGUGUGUGUGGGAGUGAAGGAGUGUUGGGAAAAAAAUCUGUUUGAAAAAGAAAACCAAAACAAAUCUGCCUAAGCAGAAUAUCCCUUGGGGGCAUCUGUUUUCAACUGACUUUUUCAAGGGUUGAGUUUCAAUGUAGCCCUCUUUGGCCCAGCCUUGCUGUAAAGACUCCACAUAUAACCUACCUUAAGCCAUUUAUAAAUGGAUACAUAGGUGUUUUUGGACCAUUUCUUAUGCCAUAGUUUGCCGUCACAGACCAAAAGCAAGUAACUUGUUGAAAUAGAGCGAAUGACCUGGUAUCUGGUGGUGAUACACAUAUAUUCAUAGUGUUUAAUUCAUAUGAAUGUGCCUCUGCUUUGAUAUUUACAAUAUUAGCAACUAUAGAUUUGGCAGAUUUCAACUGACAAGGUGCCUUUUAAUGGCAUAAGAAAUUGAAAUAGUUUGUAGGUGAAUGAACUAAAUGGCAAACGAUUCGGAGAAAGAUCUUGUGGCUUAGUUUACUACAGUAUGAAGCUGGUCAUAGUUUUAGGGGUGUGGCUAAACUGUUUGGUAUUGUGUACAUGUUUAAGUAAUACUGUGCCAUAGAGUCCACAAAUAUUUUAACUGUUAUUUUUAAAAGAUGUUAUAAUGUUGCUUGAUGACUUUGUCUUUAGAUUUGAUACAACGGCUUGUAGCCACAUCUACCCUUAGUCUGUUGUCUAUUUUCUUCCAUUUUUAUUUCACUAUUUCCUCAUGUUCCCUUGUCUCCUCCUCUUUCUCCCUGCUGCAAUCAAACAAAUAAAGUAUUAACCUGAUGACCCAACAAA